Benincasa hispida (wax gourd) is the source of this 1916-nucleotide messenger RNA. RefSeq names its product cytochrome P450 736A117-like. Gene Ontology annotation, molecular function: oxidoreductase activity, acting on paired donors, with incorporation or reduction of molecular oxygen; heme binding; monooxygenase activity. Lineage: Eukaryota; Viridiplantae; Streptophyta; Magnoliopsida; Cucurbitales; Cucurbitaceae. The record is from RefSeq and is a predicted model, not a curated record.
UAAUCCAACCCAACCCAAUAAUACAACUAUCUCAACCCAAUGCUUAUACUUUUGAUUAAAUAGAUUUGAACACCCAUAUCAUGGUUGCUUAUGUUUUUCUGUCCACACAAACGUGCGAUUGAUGGCAUUGGAAUAAUUAUUUGUUGGAUCCUUCAUUAUAUACAUCCAAAUUUCUUAAUUUCUAAAAUGGCAAAAAUUUAAGCUGAUACUAAAAAGAAAAAAUUAUGGAAACUCCUCUUCUUCUUCCUCCUUCUAUUCAACUGUCACUUCAUUCAAUUUCCUUCACUGCUUUCAUCGUCAUCCUCAUCUUCCUUCUCCAAAAAUGGCUACUCUCCUCUUCAAAAACCUCACCGCCAUCUCCACCAAAGCUUCCAAUCUUCGGCCAUCUUCUGGGCCUCGGCUCCCAUCCCCAUCUCACUCUGCUAAACUAUGCCCGCCGCCAUGGUCCUCUGUUUCUCCUCCGCCUCGGCUCUGUUCCCACCAUCGUCGUUUCUUCCGCCGAUCUCGCUCGAGAUAUCAUGAAAACCCACGAUCUCAUCUUCGCUAACCGACCCAAAUCAAGCAUGAACCAGAAACUUCUUUACAGCUCCAGAGACAUAGCUGCUUCUCCCUACGGCGAGUAUUGGCGGCAGAUGAAAAGCAUUUGCGUGCUUCAUCUCUUGAGCAACAAAAGGGUUCAAUCCUUCCGUUCUGUAAGAGAAGAAGAGGUUAAAUCGAUGAUUGAAAAGAUUCAACACAACCCAGUUUCUGUGAAUUUGACUGAAAUUUUCUCUGGUUUGACUAACGAUGUGAUUUGCAGAGUCUGUUUAGGGAGAAAAUACAGAGUGGGAGAAGAAGGGAUGAAGUUCAGAGGUCUUUUAAUGGAAUUUGUGGAAUUAUUGGGGAGUUUUAGCAUAAGAGAUUUUAUUCCUUGGCUGGGUUGGAUUGAUGGGAUUACUGGGAUGGAUUCUAAAGCAAACAGAGUAGCCAAAGAGCUGGAUGGUUUCUUUGACAGAGUGAUUGAAGAUCAUAUGAAUCCAGAAAACAGAGACCAGAAUUGUGAGGAGCACAAGGAUUUGGUAGAUGUUCUGCUUUGGAUACAGAGAGAAAACUCUCUUGGAUUUCCACUUGUGAUGGAUAGCAUCAAAGCUAUAAUCUUGGACAUGUUUGCAGCAGGCACAGACACGACUUACACAGUAUUGGAAUGGGCGAUGUCAGAAUUGUUGAAACAUCCAGAAACCAUGAAGAAACUGAAGAAUGAAAUCAGAGAAAUAAAAGGUGAUCACAAAAGAUGUUAUGUAAAUGAGAAUGAUUUAGAAAAAAUGGUUUAUUUAAAGGCAGUAAUCAAAGAGACGUUGCGACUGCACCCACCCAUCCCACUUCUCGUUCCUAGAGAAUCAAUCAGACCCAUAAAGUUAAGAGGGUAUGACAUCAAUCCUGGAACUCGAGUUAUAAUCAAUGCAUGGGCGAUCGGGAGAGACCCAAAACUAUGGGGAGAAGCAGAGGAGUUUAGGCCAGAAAGGUUUAUGAACAAUUCAAUAGAUUUCAAGGGUCAGGAUUUCGAGUUGAUCCCAUUUGGUGCAGGGAGAAGAGGAUGUCCUGGGAUUGUGUUUGCAACUGCAAUUAAUGAGAUAGCUUUAGCAAAUUUGGUGCAUAAGUUUGAUUGGAUGGUUCCAAAUGGUGAGGGUUUGGACAUGACAGGAGCGUUUGGGUUGACCAUUCAUAGGAAUUUUCCACUGGUGGCUACAGCAACUCCUUGUUAGAGGAACACACACCAAAAUUUUUAGUUGAGUUGCAAAUUUGGUCUUGUAAUUUAAAGAAAGUUAGAAUUUCGUCCAUAUAUUUUAUAAUUAUAGUUUUGUUCUUGUGUUUUUGUAUUAAAAAAAUUCUCGUAAAUAGAUGCUACAGUAGAAAAUAUUAAUGGAAAGUUUAUCAAA